Necator americanus (New World hookworm) is the source of this 5217-nucleotide messenger RNA. RefSeq lists its product as uncharacterized. Gene Ontology annotation, molecular function: cytoskeletal motor activity; ATP binding; protein binding. The transcript has 37 exons. Lineage: Eukaryota; Metazoa; Nematoda; Chromadorea; Rhabditida; Ancylostomatidae. Bases 1 to 5217 code for a protein of 1738 amino acids. Gene Ontology annotation, cellular component: myosin complex. The record is from RefSeq and is a predicted model, not a curated record.
AUGUUUUUUCGAAAAAAAGAAAAAGAGGAAGCACCAUUGAUAAGCGGGAACAAACAAAGACCUCCAGUGCCUCCAAAACGAACGGUUCUCCCUAAUAUGAGCAAGAAACUGGGAUCAAACCACAAACACGACGCGACAAAUGAGAAUGCAUCAAUCUAUGACACACCAAAAACAGCAAAAUUUUCGAUAGCUGGUGGAGAUUCUGAUGAAACAAACGCAACCAGAGGUUCUUCAAAAGAUUCUGAUGACGCGGCCUUGCAACCUGUACGAGCAUUCGGCUCGCCAAAGGACUUUAAUAUCCAGGGCCUAGCGUUACCGGCUUUAGCUGUCGUUCAGGUCAAAGUUAGAACGCUUGUACUGCAAAAAGGCGUCACAGGGGACUUUGGCUUUUCAAUACGACGAGUACAAUUCCCUUCCAGUAGACGCAGUGGACUGCGAACAAUUGUGUUCGCAGAGCCUUCAGAUGUCCGUGCAGGGCCACCACGCCCUGAUGACUUAAAGAAUGGCCUAUUACCUGGAGAUCAACUGAUCAAGAUAGACGGUCGAAAUGUAGAUGCAAUGUCACGUGAAGAACUUCAAAACGCUGUGCGGAGCGCAGGGAACCAAAUAGUGCUGGAAGUAAAGUCGGUGCCCGAAUUGGCCGAGUUUUGCGAUAGAAAGCAUCGUCAAAGUGGUGCAAGAGACGAUGGCGAUCAGUUAAUGCUUGGUCACAUCAACACCAAUCUCCACGAGGAUAUUCCUGAGGAUCAACGUUAUUGGCUUAUUCACAAAGGCGGUUACACAAUGGUUCGACUACUCGAACAUCUACCGGAUGGAAGAGCGCUUGUGAAAGUCGCCGGUCGUGAAAUGACUGUGGAUUCUACGGAUGUGGAUCGAAUGAAUCCCACACAGUUGGAUCGAGUUGGUGAUAUAGCUGCUUUGCGUUACUUGAAUGAGACGAGCGCUGUUCAUCUGUUGCGACAAAGGCACGGAUGUAAUCUCCUCUAUACGAAUGCUGGCCUAAUGAGUAUCGUCUGUAUGGCGUCAGCAGAGGAAGGAGCUGUCGGUCAAGACAGGCUCGUUACGUUGUUCAAAGGUUGCCGACGUGGUCAAAUGCCCGCACACGUGUAUGCUACUGCACAACAAGUGUACAGAAAUCUCCAGAUGACUGGGCAAAAUCAGUGUAUAGUGCUGACGGGAAACAGCGGAAGUGGCAAGACAACCCAGCUACGGAAUCUUGUUCAUUACCUGUGCGAGGUAGCCGGAUGGACGAAGACUCUCUCUUAUGAAAAACUGGCGCUGGCUAUGGGUGUCAUCGAAGCAUUCGGUCACGCUGCUUCAGCGCUUCAUAGAGAUUCCACUCGCUUUUUGCAUCUAUUUUCACUUGGAUUUGAUAAGGCUGCAGCUCUCAGAUCGGCGCGAAUGCAAAUUUCGUUGCUGGAGGCGGAUCGAGUCAUUAGAAGGCAUAGCGGAGAAGCAUCUUUUCAUGUGUUCUACUAUCUUUGGGAAGGAGCGGAGGGUGCUCUGAGAGAGCGUCUUCAAUUGGAUUCGAUUGAAAAACCAGUUAUUGAUCCUUAUUCGAAAGAGGAGGAUCGCCAAAGUGCCAAGGAGGCUUGGCAACGGCUUCACCACGCGUUUUCGCAUCUAGGCUUGUCAGAAAGUCAAGUUGAUGCAGUAUGUUCCGUUCUUGCGGCAAUACUCCAUCUACAAGCAGCAGGAUGUACUCCAGGAAGUGCUCAGCGGGCUCACUUCCUCCGUGUUUCACAUGCACAACAGGCCGCUGCACUGCUUGGUGUUUCCACUGAGGAUUUGGGGAACGCUUUAUUCCGUGGGAAAACCAGUGGCAGUACAGUUACGACGAAGGUGACUAAUACAAGCCGUAUCGCCCUCACUUCUCGUGGACCAGACGCCCCAGAGGCGUUAAUCUCAUUCUGCGCCAGCCUCUACCAAGAGCUAUUCUGUACGAUCGUCGAACUAAUCAACAAAGCCUUGUUAUCCAACGCAGCGUGUACAUGGAUUUCCGUCCUUGAUUACACCGGAUCCUCAUUUCACGUUGACUGGGCCGAUAGCACCGCUAAAAAAGUGCUGGGAUUGAAUAAUCUGGUUCACAAUUACAUUAAUGAGCGAGUUGCUGAGCUUUUUCAUGAUGCGUGCUUUGUGGACGCACAAGAGUUGUAUUCUCGGGAACAAGUGGAUGUUGAAGUUGAGAUGCCCAUUGUUUCACCAUGCCCUCUGAACAGACUACUAGACCAGAAACAACAACUGUUAGCCUGCACGGACAUCGAGCGACGUUCCGAGGAAAAGCGGGGUCUGCUGGCAAUACUUGAAGAAGAGUCCAUGUUCCCUGGAGCUACUGAUGAAAGUCUCCUAGAACGGAUUUUUGUGCAUCUUGGAGAUGAGUCGAGACUGAUUCGUCGUGCUAAUCGUCCCAUGCAGUUUGUACUAGAGCAUGCUAUGUCCUGUUAUCCUACCACUUACGACGUCUCAGGGUGGGUGAAACAGGCGCAACCAUGCGAAAGUGGAGCGGCACCCAGACCUUUACUACUUCAGAGCAAAAGUCCACCCAUUGUUAGUUUAUUUGGUGCGGUGGUGCCUUACGAUGCCAGCAAAUUACGUCGUGCCACACAAGCAGCUCAGUUCGAACUGAAUGCUCGAAGAUCUGUCAAUGGAUUCUUCGCCAAUCUUAGUGGGCAAAUAGAUUACGUCUUCUCCACACUUCGUCGCGGUCAUCGCUCCCACUUUGUCCACUGCAUCCAACCAUCCCCAAAUAUGCGAUCUGCGACCGGCACCUACGAGACUGUCGACGUACCAUUUGUUCGAAAUCAGCUACGUUCUAUCCUACUAAUCGACUCAAUCAGAGCUAACAAUAGAGGAUAUCCUGAACGGGUGUCCUUCCGCGAUUUCCGUCGUCGUUUUGGGUGCUUGGUUGAAGAUGAGUUGAAUUCGUCUAUCGAUGAUGCACUCGACGACAGAGCUGCAGUUUCACGAAUCCUUGAAAGAAUGGACAUCCACCAACACAGAUAUCGGCUGGGAAUCAGUCAGGUGUUGCUGGCAGCUGAUGUCCUUUGUGAACUGGAGGAUCGUCGAGAACUGUCUCUUUCCGGGUUAGUGACAGCUUUCCAAAGAGAAUGUCGUCGAUAUUUGGCCGCAAAAUGGUUACAACGGAGAAGGGUGCUGGAGACUGCAAUCAAAUGUAUACAGAAAAAUGGCCGAGCUUAUGUACGCGUUCGUGAGUGGCCUUGGUGGCGACUGUACACGAAAGUCGUGCCACUGAUUGCAGCUUCGAGAGGCGACGCAUCUCAUCAGGAGUGUGAGCUUCGUAUUCGACAGCUUGAACAGCAACUACACAAUCUUCGAGUUGAAAAGACGCAACAUGAAGGACGCGUGGAAGAGCUGGAGCAGCGCCUUGCUCGAGAGGUUCAAUCGUCGAAUGAGCUCACACAAGCGCUUGAUCGCGAAACACAAAGUAGAGUUCAGCUGGAGCGGAGACUACAUCAAUGUUUGGAAGGAGCCGUAGAUGAUGAACGCGUUAGCCGCGUUUCUUCAUCGGUUAAAUUGGAAUCUGACGAAAAGACAGUAGAACUGAAAAACGAACUGGUGCGAGUACAACAAUCUGAAGAACAACUCAAAGCGAAGACCCAGCGAGCCGUAGCUCAGCUUCAAGACGUCGAAGCGGAGCUGAACAAAGUACGUGCUCGCAAUGAAACGCUCGAGAAGAAGCAGCAAAGAUUUGAUGCUGAUCUAAAAGCAGUUGAAGGACAACUCAAGGAGAUGAAAGAAUAUAAAGAGAAAGCAGAAAAAGAAAGAGAUGAACACCAAAUGGCCACAUCUAGAAAGACCGUCGAGCUACAAGAGCUCAAAACUGAGAAUUCCGAACUCCGUACUCAAGUAUCGCGACUACGACGUGAAGCUGAGGAGCGAUCAGAUGCGGCUGUAGGAGGAGACCAGGUGGCUGCUCUGCAAAAAACGAAAAGAGAUUUGGAGAAUAAACUGCGCGAACAGGAAGAAGAACUGGAUGAGCUAGCUGGUGCCAAUCAACAAUUGCAACAGCAAAUUACUCGCCUUGAAAUGGGAGCUGAAAGGUUGAAAGCAGACUUGAAUAGGGAAUCGAACACGAAAGAGACCGAAAUUGAUGAGAUUCGUGGACAAUACCAAAGAAGGUUACGCACCCUCGAAGAUCAAUUGGCAGAUCUACAGGAUGCAAAUUCUUCAUUGGUUAAAGAGAACCGUGUUCUGGAAGCAAGAGCUCGACAAUACGAUUUGAACACGCAAACUUUCGAAUUCUCUGGAGGACACUACCGUCGUGAAUUACGAAAAGCGCUUGCUCUUCUGGCUGACACCCAGACUCUCUUAGCUCACGAAAGGGAAUCCGCACCGUCACAGGCGUUACUAAGGCAGCUAAGAGAUCAAUUAGAAGACGCAGAAGCUGCAAAAAUGAGCGCACUUAAGGGUCGUCAUGGGCUGGAGAGUGAACUGAACGAAGUUAGGGUGCAGCUAGAACAAGCGCUUGUUGCUAAGAGUGCAGCUGAAGAUCGUGCUCUUAUCCUCCUUAAAGAGAAGAACAGUGGAUCAGCGCUGAUAGAGGAAAAAGAUGAACAAUAUCAACAGUUAAUGAGAAAGUACAAAGCGGCCAUUCAACAAACUCAUUUGGAUCAUAUUGCUAUAGCAGACUACGUUGAGCAGGUAGCCGAAUUAGAGAAGGCAAAACAGAAGUUGACCGAACAACUGAGCGAGGAAGCGUCAAGCGCUGCUUUCCUCGCACAACACACCGUUGAAAAGCACAAACUUAUCCUAUGUGAGCAAAAGGUUCGCGACCUCGAGGCAAAACUGGAUCUGGAGAUCGCGCAAAAGCAACGUCUUGAAUCUAUGGUGAUUAAACUCCGAGAUGAAGUGGACUCUCUACAAGAGCAGGUCACUGAAGCAAGUGCAAGUCGCGAAAAGGAGAAUGAAGUGCUUCGGAAAGCGAGAAAGGAGAACAUGCAGUUGCAAGAGACGAUAGAGGAAUUGCAGAAAAGAGAUCUGGAUGCGGUUCAUAAGAACAGAGCUUCGCGAGCUGAGAUCGAUCGACUGGAAGAAACCAAUAAGACCCAAGCAGCUGAACUGAAACUAUGUCAUCGUCGAAUCGAAAGUCUGCAAGCUGCAUUGAACGAAGGAUUAGGAGAAGAUGAGUCCGAUGAUGGGAGUGACGGUGAACGAGCCCUGGAGGACGGGAGGAGCACUGGAAUGAACAUACUGUAA